AUGUCUUGGAAGCUUGCUGAGUUACGAUGGCGUCAUGAUGUAGGCUUGCAAGAGUCUGCUUGGGAGUGCCACAAUGAGAAUCCCCAAAGCGUCAAGUCGCAGGGAGCUCAACGCACGUCGAAGAAGCCUGGACGUCAGCGUUCACACACCGCUCCAUCGGAUUUGGUGGACGGCGAAGGUUUUCAGAAAGCAUGUGAUGGACGGGUGUGGCCAUCGUUGUCGCCUGAGUCACCUCUCAAGAUAAAAUCAUAUCCAGAUUCAACAGCUUUCUUGCGAGAUCCCACGAUCACAUCCACGACUCCGCUCUUGACUCCAUCUCAGCGGUUUCCGUCUAGCGAUCUCCCGGUAGAAAAAAUGAUCGACGAGAGUCAUGUUCAUCAGUCUGCUUCCCACCCAGAUAUCCCUGUCCGUUUGACUUGCCAGGCAAUACUUCAAGACCACUCUCCUCCGACUGAUAUCGUCCGUGGUGGUACUAGCUUACCGACUAGUCCACCUGUGACAACCAAGUCGACUUCAGGCACAGGUUUGGAUAGAGAAGGAUCAUCAUCUCACACCGGUGAUGUUUACCUAGAAACGCGGACAGACGACAAUUCACUCAAUUUGUCACACCGACGCGUUUCGGUCGCCACAUCGGCCAUUGUUAACAAGAAAGAAACUUCAAAGCCACAAACCAACAUUCAAAGUUUGGAAUCAUACGUACCCGACAACGACUCUCUUGAUCAUCUCAGCAUCCCUGCAUCAACAAGUUUCGGUAUCCACUUCGAAAGGUUUCCAUCCGAAGACGAGAAAAGUCCUCUUGAGACAUUAAGCAUUCAUUCCAGUGAAUACACCUUUUUUCCUACAUGCUUCCGCCGGCCCUCUAUUGCGUCGAAACACCACUCUGACUCUUGCUUACUGGACAAACAUAAAAGAGAAGACUCGGAAAAUUCGUUGAGCUUGCAUUCUCAAAAUAUGCGCACCUUGUAUCCAGACUUACGUUCAGCACAUGCUCAGAUUCAAGGACACAGGGUAGUAAGCCAGCCUAGGUCGAGUGGAUUCGAGCCUCGCUUCCCGUUGAGCCGAUCAAGCUCCUCCUCAGAAGACGACGAUUAUUUCGCAAAGGUCUUGCCCAUUUCUGAUGCUCAUAUACCUCUGCGUCAUCUAGCAUGCCAUCGCGUCCCAUCUGCGUUUGGGGUUCUGCAAGUGGCUGAGCACCACCUUGAAUCCAGCGCCAUACUUGAAAGUGUAGAAGACAAUACUGUCAGUAAGUUGCAUGAUCGCAUCUCUUAUAAUGCCGAUGAGAUUGUCUCCCAUUACGUCGAGCCAUUCAUUCGCCAUGGCUCUAGUAAGAGCGAAUUUUACCCGGCUACACCACGAUUCCCUGCCUGGAAUCCCAACACGAGAACAGCUCAAUGCGAAAGAGGAAGCAUAGGGACAGGCGCAGUUAUUGGGACAAGUGCGGAGGAUUUGAUGCAUGGCUCUAUCUCUAUGUCUGAGUCUCGUGAUGGGCAGACGCAAGGAUUUAGCGCGAGCUUAGGUCGAGGACUGGAGGCACCAGAAGUGGAUGAUUAUGAAUGGGAGGCCUUUCCUGAAAGUAGUAGGAGUGGAUUUUCGAACCCUUCUGCAUUACGAUUCCGUUUGACAAAAAAGGAGACCGGAGAUGUGAGUCGUGAAAGUGCAAUCAGCAGACAGAGCCCUGCAACACCGUGGGAUCCUUUACCAGCCACACAUCGACGAAAUGGUCAUCAUGGUCUCUACCGAAAAACACAUUUACGUACCGACCAGCCUCAUACAUUUUCGAAACGGCCAGGACCUACGAGCCGGGAAACUUUUGAUGAUCACAAUGAUAUGCAAAGGAUUAGGAGAAGGAGCUUUCCUACGUUUGCAGGGAAAGCAAUCAGGAGACACCACUCACUCAAGCUCGUGGAUUUGGCGCACGAUUCCAACGGAUGUCUACAACAUCCACAAAUACCUGCGUACGCCUCAGCAGAAGAUGCCAAUUUUCUGCUCGCUCCGCCGAAUAGUCCAUCCUCACAAUCGGCUCUUAUGUCCUCGAAUGUCAUUGACAGGGCCCUUCCAUCCAGCUCUUUGUUACCGAAAUGCUCAAGACAGGACUCAUGGCGCAGUGUGCCAUUCUCUGACAGCAUCAACAUAUCUUCUAAUAGUGCACCGGUGCCAUACGCACAUGCAAAUGUCUCAAACAAAGUGUCUGACACUGACAAGUCAAACCACAGCUCACUCAGUGGCAGUUCCUCCGGAAUCAUCAUCUCAGAACGAGAUCGACCAACAAUCAGCGGACUGAUCGACAUGAUCAAGGAUGCUAUGGAUGCUAACGAGGGGGGAGAAGGCUUCGGCGAUCGCCCAUCUGGUAAUGAUAAGACAGAAGCGCGAGAUCAGCAAGUUUAUUCGGGUCCCGAUUGCAAUCUUCUCCUAUAUGGAGAUCCUUCUCAAAGACUUGAGUGCAAAAACGAAUUGCAUGAUUUCCAUUUCACAGGAGACAGCCAGCAGCCUCGCCGCGGCCCCUUUCCAAAAGGCAAUACCACGACUACUAUUCUCAAGCGCACAGGUAUCGGAAGAGCUGGCAGCAGCCUCGCGGAUUGUUCAUCUAGUGCUCUUCAACUCUGUAAGACCGAAGAUAGCGGUCGUCAUGCCUGCAUUGAUUCCCAAACCAAUGCUGAAGUGGCGUUACUAUCCAAGGGUUUGCCUGACGCUGUUAACAAUAUCUACGCUUCAUCUGCACUUCCUGAAUGUACAUUUUCGUCUCGAUUCAACGAAGUUACCCCUUCUAGCUCGGAGUCAUCUGCCGGACUCAAGGCUCAUGGCGCACUUCGAGAUGUCUUGAUCGAUGUGGAGAAUUGUCCUAUCUUUCCCCUGAAGCCGGCUCAAUUGUUGAUUACUAGGCUGAAUGGUGUCAACAGGAUACCAUUCGAACGAGUACAACUUUUGAAGAGUGGCGAGUGGCUCGAGAAGGCUUGGUGCUUUGUCCACAACCGGGCGGAAUUUAGUCAUACCAUGCUUGCUAAGAAGAUUACAACCGUCAUGGCAUCUGACGCCAUUGAAACACAACUUGAGGCUGGUCGGUUUCUCUUGCUAGUUUGUGUGGCUACUUAUAUGAUGGGUGGUUUUGUUUUGGCUCACGACAUGGGUCGGGAGGGGAUCCUAUCUACGUCGGCCAUGACUGCAAUAACCAACGGCGCUGCUCCGCGUCUACACCCGAGUCACGUCCGAAAAGCCCAAGCUAUCGAGAAGGGUGGUCUUCUUGUCGUUUUCUCUGUUUUGGUUGGAUGUGUCGGUGUUUUGGUCUGGACACUGACAUGA
Exophiala oligosperma is the source of this 3297-nucleotide messenger RNA. RefSeq lists its product as uncharacterized. NCBI's taxonomy places the organism in Eukaryota, Fungi, Ascomycota, Eurotiomycetes, Chaetothyriales, Herpotrichiellaceae. The transcript has 2 exons. The coding region runs from base 1 to 3297 and encodes 1098 amino acids. The record is from RefSeq and is a predicted model, not a curated record.